AUGGGAUUCGCUCCUGCACCGGUGGUUGUGGCACCUCCACCCACUGUUGGUGACGUCAUUGUGGGCAGCGUUGUUGGUGGAGCCAUCAACAAUGCCAUGUAUGGAGGCCAGAACCGUGGCCCAACAAACACCGAUCGCAUGCUGGAGAACCAGCAGCGCCAGGAUGAACGCCAGAUCGACAACCAGCAGAGGGAGAUCGAACAGCUCAAGUCUGAGCUGAACGCACUGAAGACGCAGAAGCAGUGA
This is a messenger RNA of Symbiodinium sp. CCMP2592, 246 nucleotides long. NCBI's taxonomy places the organism in Eukaryota, Dinophyceae, Suessiales, Symbiodiniaceae. The record is from the annotation of a GenBank genome assembly.